Nicrophorus vespilloides is the source of this 903-nucleotide messenger RNA. RefSeq names its product nucleoredoxin-like. The record is from RefSeq and is a predicted model, not a curated record. The transcript has 4 exons. NCBI's taxonomy places the organism in Eukaryota, Metazoa, Arthropoda, Insecta, Coleoptera, Silphidae. The coding region runs from base 66 to 662 and encodes 198 amino acids.
GCGACAGAGCAAUAAAGAAUCCACUUACAGAAUCUGCAGAUUCCUAUUCGAACUACAUCGAGCACAUGCCUUGGCUCGCCGUUCCCUUCCAGCAGUCCGGCAUCAGGACGGAAUUGGCUCAAUUCUACGGGAUCCGUGGCAUUCCCACCCUCCUCCUGCUGGACAGAAACGGACAUCUGAUAACAAUGGACGCCCGCACGGAACUCGUCGAAGACCCUCAGGCACAAAACUUUCCAUGGAAACCGCGGCUCGUGAACACCGUCACGGAACGGCUCUUCAUGAGCAAAAUGCACGAGUACUUGACUAUCAUAUUGUUAGUUGAUCCGGAGGAGGCGGACAUUCAAUUCGCGGAAUCAGUUCUUCUGCCCGUGGCGGAAUCGUAUUACAAGCAGCGCAACAUCGACUUUCCGAACACCGAGGAGGAAUGCCUUCAGUUCUACAUCGGCACCGAUUCGGACACGGACGACCUGAUCAGAGACCUGGUGAACGUCGACGAAGUGGUUCCUCUGCUCGUCGGCCUGGACAUCCCCAACAGACGAUACUUCCUGAUGGAUCCGCACUGCGAGUUGACGACGGCCAGCGUCGAGGAGUUCAUCGCAAAAUUCGAGAGCAACGACUGCAAGUUCAUAGACUUCGACGUCGAACGAUUCCCGAUCGACUAGUCCAAGUAAUCACUUGACAAGUACCGCGUGGCACUUACCCGUACACUUAGAUAGCAGUGAUCCCGUUAUUUUGUUUCUAUAGCGACGAUCGGAGACGCCUCCAGAUUUAGAUUCGUUCUCUUUUAUUCGUUGGCAUAUUUUGUAACCAUGGUGAAAUAAUAAUAAUUAAAGUUAAAUAAUCAUGUGACCUUAGAUUUGUAAUGUGAUCUCUUGUGUACUCUUCUCCAAUGCAAAAAAACAA